CAUAUCCCACCACAGGCCUAAACAUAUGAAAAAGAAACAAAAAGGUUAGAGGGACACGCCAUCUUUAAGACUUUGCUUUCCUAAUCGAUGAUUCCUAAAUCUAGGAAUAGGUAGUUGAUGUUUGUGGGCUGGGCAUCUGUGGAAGGGCCACCUCGUGGUCUGUUCUGGCUGAGGAGGCCGGGACGAAAGAAGGCGGAAUUCCAGCUCUGGAUUGCAGUUUUUUCUUCCCUGUGCAGUCUAAUUUAGAGCUGCCUCUCUUUGUAGUCCGAAGGGACCAGAGCGCGCGUUGUCUGUUACCCCACACGUUGCUGUGGGCGAGUUUUGUGCCUACUUCUCGCGAUGGCUCAGCUCCAGACACGCUUCUUCACUGACAACAAGAAAUAUGCAGUGGAUGAUGUUCCCUUCUCAAUCCCUGCAGCUUCUGAAAUUGCUGACCUUAGUAACAUUAUUAAUAAAUUGCUGGAGGCCAAAAAUGAGGUCCACAAACACGUGGAGUUUGACUUCCUUAUCAAAGGCCAGUUUCUGCGAAUGCCCUUGGUCAAACACAUGGAACUGGAAAACAUCUCAUCUGAAGAGGUUGUGGAACUAGAAUAUGUGGAGAAAUAUACUGCACCUCAGCCAGAGCAAUGCUUAUUCCAUGAUGACUGGAUCAGUUCAAUCAAAGGGACAGAGGAAUGGAUCUUAACUGGUUCUUAUGAUAAGACUUCUCGGAUCUGGUCCUUGGAAGGAAAAUCAAUAAUGACAAUUGUGGGACAUACAGAUGUUGUAAAAGAUGUGGCCUGGGUGAAAAAAGACAACUUGUCUUGCCUACUGCUGAGUGCCUCUAUGGAUCAGACUGUUCUCUUAUGGGAGUGGAAUGUAGAGAGAAACAAAGUGAAAGCCCUGCACUGCUGCAGAGGUCAUGCUGGAAGUGUGGAUUCUAUUGCUGUUGAUAGCACAGGAACUAAAUUUUGCAGUGGCUCUUGGGAUAAGAUGCUGAAGAUCUGGUCUACAGUCCCUACGGAUGAAGAAGAAGAAAUGGAAGAACCCACAAAUCGACCAAGAAAGAAGCAGAAAACAGAGCAGUUGGGACUAACAAGGACACCCAUAGUGACCCUCUCUGGCCACAAGGAGGCAAUUUCCUCGGUUCUAUGGUCAGAUGCUGAAGAAAUCUGCAGUGCAUCCUGGGACCACACAAUUAGAGUGUGGGAUGUUGAGUCUGGCAGUCUUAAAUCAACUUUGACAGGAAAUAAAGUAUUUAAUUGUAUCUCCUAUUCUCCACUGUGUAAACGUUUAGCAUCUGGAAGUACAGAUAGGCAUAUCAGACUGUGGGAUCCCCGAACUAAAGAUGGUUCUUUGGUGGCACUGUCCCUAACCUCACAUACAGGCUGGGUCACAGCCAUAAAGUGGUCUCCUACCCAUGAGCAGCAGCUGAUUUCAGGUUCUUUAGAUAAUAUUGUCAAGCUGUGGGAUACAAGAAGUUGUAAGGCUCCUCUCUAUGAUUUGGCUGCUCAUGAAGACAAAGUUCUGAGUGUAGACUGGACAGACACAGGGUUACUUCUGAGUGGAGGAGCGGACAAUAAAUUGUAUUCCUACAGAUACUCACCUACCACAUCCCAUGUUGGGGCAUAAAUAAAUCUGACCAAGAGAUUCUUCCUAUAAAUGUGAUUGAUAGAGGAUAUUCAGAUUACAUUAAUGCAGAUCAUCCUUGAUAAUAGUUGUUAUUAUCUUUUUAUUUUGUAUUUAUUAUGUAACAGUUUGCAUUUAUAAAAUAUAAAAUGUGGCCUGCAUUCUCUACCUUGUGUAAACUCUUGAAAUUAAACUGAGUUUAUUUCUUUUUAAAGGUAUUGGUUUGAAUUAAGAUUUGCUUUUGAAAUGCUAUAACAGUGCUUAUUAAAAAUACA
Molecule: messenger RNA, 1883 nt
Organism: Artibeus jamaicensis (Jamaican fruit-eating bat)
Lineage: Eukaryota; Metazoa; Chordata; Mammalia; Chiroptera; Phyllostomidae
Gene: WDR12
Product: WD repeat domain 12
Exons: 13
Coding region: 340-1611 (423 amino acids)
Biological process (GO): maturation of 5.8S rRNA from tricistronic rRNA transcript (SSU-rRNA, 5.8S rRNA, LSU-rRNA); maturation of LSU-rRNA from tricistronic rRNA transcript (SSU-rRNA, 5.8S rRNA, LSU-rRNA); ribosome biogenesis
Cellular component (GO): PeBoW complex; preribosome, large subunit precursor
Molecular function (GO): protein binding
Source: RefSeq, a predicted model, not a curated record